AUGGUGUAUGGGUUGUGCAACUGUAGUAGAAGCCCUUGCGUAGCAACCGCUUUCUGUUCCUUCGUUUAUAACCCCUUUUACCCCUCUCUUGUCCCUUCCUUAUUUUUUUUUUUAUUUCCUAUUUUUCGUUUCUGUCUUUCUUUAAUAUAUCUAUUACUUUCUUCUUCUCUUUGUUUAUUCUCAGUCGUUCGCAUUUUCUUUCUUAGUCUCACUUUUGUUUCUGGCUUCCUUCCUUUAAUUAUGUCCUUCUCUUUCUUUUACUUAUUGCUUCCAUUUCUUUUUUUUUUAUCGUAUUUGUAUCUUUUUCUUUCGUUUAUCCUUUUUUUUCUUUCGAUGCUUGUUUCGAUCUUUUUUUGUGUGCCUCGUUUUCCUUUUUUUCCUCAUCUUCUUUUAUAUACUCUUCACAAUUUCUUUUACUCUCUUUCUUGGAUUUACGUUCUUUGUCUAUUUAUUUCUUUUCCAAAACCGUCUUUUCUUUUCUUUAUAAUUGUCUUUGCUGUUCGUCUUAUGUUUUUCAUCUUCUAUAUUCUUUCAUCAUUUUCGUUUACAUCAUCGUUCUUUAUUUUUCUUUCUUUUUCAAUUUCCUUUCUGUUGCAUAAGUUUCUUUUUUUAAUAUUUUUGCUUUCUUCUUUCUUUUUCACUGUCAUUUCCACACAGGCUCUUCAUUUCCUCUAA
Messenger RNA from Acanthosepion pharaonis, 675 nucleotides. The record is from the annotation of a GenBank genome assembly. Lineage: Eukaryota; Metazoa; Mollusca; Cephalopoda; Sepiida; Sepiidae.